GAAAAAUAAAACAGCCAUGGAAACAAAAGCAAAGAAAAUUGUUUUUUCAUAUUUUACUUGGUUACCAUGGAAACAAAAACAGUGAUCCUGUCAAUAGAGCGAAUUGUCUCUUUGUGUCACCUUUCUUUUGAAAAUGGCAUUUCGGGCAAGGUAUGCUACGUGUGUGAUGAGGGGCUAAGAGUUAAUCGCACUGUUUUAUUCCGGGAAGAAGCCGAAGUCCGUAGAUUGGCUGUAAAGCGACGAAACGAGUUGGGAUUUGAGGAUGAAAAUCUUAUUGUUGAGAACUCAAGGAAAAUGAGCAUAAUAUUAUCCAAUUUCUGGAACCUUCUAAUGCCCGUAUCAGUAAUAGUUAUUGACUCCAUAGACAAAAAUUGCAACUUUUAUCAAGACCUUGCCAUGGGAAAAGUGUACUACAUUUUUAACAAAGAGUACCCGCAAAAUUAUAGCGCAGGUUCGUCGUGUAAGUGGGUUGCUAAAAGUCCACCAAAUUCCAAGAUAUUUUUGUCUUGCGACGAUAUUACUAUGCCAAAAUCAGUGAAUUGUAAACAAGACCAUCUAGAAAUAUCAUCAAUAGGAAAGAAAAAUUUUACUGAAUCUCAUAAAUACUGUGGAGAAGGUGCGUUUUCUUUGGUAACUCAAGAGAGCACUUUGCAUGUUGUGUUAAAGACCAUGAAAAAAUCCGAAGCAGGUCGAUUUUUAUGCUCUGUAACUGCUGUAGAAGCUAAAACGGAAGAUCAAGUUCCGUUUCAAAGCCCUAUGGUUCAACCCAGCUGUCAGUGCGGUUGGAAAAAUGAUAGGAGAAUUGUUGGUGGUGUGGAUACAAGUGUUAAUGAAUACCCUGCCAUGGUGGGUAUGGUAGAUAGCAAUAGACGCGUCUAUUGUGGAGGAACCAUUAUCUCAAACCGUUACGUUCUUACUGCAGCUCAUUGUGUUCAAAACAGAGAUCCAAAAAGUUUAUUGAUACUUGUAGGGGAUCAUGAUUUGACUACUGGUAUUGAUACUCCAUUCUCUGCAAUUUAUCGAGUCACGGCUUACGAAAUGUGGGAUGGUUAUGACCCUCUAACUUACCAAGGCGAUAUAGCGCUGGUGCAAGUGGAUAAAAUAAAUUUCAACGAAAAUGUUGGUCCUAUUUGUUUGCCUUUCAGGUACAGUUUUAAUACUUUUGAGGGGGAUAAUGUCACUGCGUUGGGCUGGGGACAAAUUGAAUUUUCGGGACCAACCGCCCCUAUUCUUCAAGAAGUCGAUUUGGAAGUGAUUUCAAAUUCUCAGUGCGAGCAGUCUGAAACUAUCGUCAGCUCGGAAAUUUGUACUUUUACACCUGGAAAGGACACUUGCCAAUCCGACUCAGGCGGUCCAUUGCUAUGGCAAAAUCCAGUCAGCAAGAGGCUAUUUUUGUUAGGAAUUAUUUCGCAUGGGGUUGGAUGUGGAUCGGCCGCUCCCGGCAUCAAUACCAGGAUGACUUCGUUCUUGGAAUGGGUCCAGAGAAGAACAAACGAAUAUUUUUGUGCAGCAUGAAAACUGAUAUUUUUAUGUACUUACAUAUUUAUUUAUUUCUUAGAAUAAAGUGUCGUUAUAUACGAAUUAUAUUUUC
Molecule: messenger RNA, 1591 nt
Organism: Ceutorhynchus assimilis (cabbage seed weevil)
Lineage: Eukaryota; Metazoa; Arthropoda; Insecta; Coleoptera; Curculionidae
Source: the annotation of a GenBank genome assembly